AUGGAGAGCGGCGGGGCGCUGAACGGCUCCGCCGCCGCCGAGCGCUUCGCCGCCGGCGGCACCGCGGCGCUGGGCGCGCUAAUGGCCCUGCUGAUCGCCGUCACCGUGGCCGGCAAUGCCCUGGUCAUGCUGGCCUUCGUGGUGGACUCCAGCCUGCGCACCCCGAACAACUUCUUCCUGCUCAACCUGGCCAUCUCGGAUUUCCUAGUAGGUGCCUUCUGCAUUCCCUUGUACGUGCCCUAUGUGCUGACAGGGAGAUGGAUCUUCGGCAGAAGCCUCUGCAAACUCUGGCUGGUAGUUGAUUACCUGCUCUGCACCUCUUCGGUCUUCAACAUCGUACUGAUUAGCUAUGACAGAUUUCUCUCUGUGACAAGAGCGGUUGCCUACAGAGCCCAGCAAGGAAAUACCAAGCAAGCAGUGCUGAAGAUGGUGAUGGUUUGGGUAUUAGCAUUCCUGCUCUAUGGACCUGCCAUUAUCAGCUGGGAGUAUAUAUCAGGCCAGAGUAUCAUACCCACUGGGGAAUGCUAUGCUGAAUUUUUCUACAACUGGUAUUUUCUCAUGACAGCCUCUACACUGGAGUUUUUCACCCCUUUCAUCAGUGUAAUGUUUUUCAACCUGAGCAUUUACCUGAACAUACAGAAGCGUACCAAAAUACGCCUGGAUAUUUUCCACAAAGUACACAACCAGUCCUUCACUGAAGAGAUGGAAAUGAGCCCAGAAGAAAAGCUUUCUUUGAAAUGCCGUAAGUGCGAGCAGAAGGAGCCAGAUGAAACCCUCAACCUCUCUAAGUGCAAAGCACAACACGCAGCCUCUACUGCCAGCGUGAGUGCAAAAGAUGCACUGACAAGCCCAGAUUGCUCUGGAAAACCAAAGUAUUACAACAAAAAGAGCUGUAAAAACUCAGCAUCUACUCUGUCCUUAGAAAAACGAAUGAAGAUAGUCUCCCAGAGCAUGACUCAACACUUUAGGCUCUCUAGAGACAAGAAAGUGGCCAAAUCGCUCGCAAUAAUUGUGGGCAUUUUUGGGAUUUGCUGGGCACCAUACACUCUCCUCAUGAUCAUCCGUGCUGGCUGCCAUGGCCACUGCAUCUCUGAUUACUGGUAUGAGACUUCCUUUUGGCUGUUGUGGAUCAACUCUGCUGUUAACCCUGCCCUAUACCCUCUCUGUCACUACAGUUUCAGAAGAGCUUUUAUUAAACUCCUCUGUCCGAAGAAGCUAAAGAUUCAACCUCACAAUCCCCUUCAGAACUGCUGGAAGUGA
This is a messenger RNA of Rhea pennata, 1260 nucleotides long. It is a transcript of the gene HRH3, whose product is annotated as histamine receptor H3. Gene Ontology annotation, cellular component: synapse; plasma membrane; dendrite. The transcript has 3 exons. Lineage: Eukaryota; Metazoa; Chordata; Aves; Rheiformes; Rheidae. Gene Ontology annotation, molecular function: G protein-coupled serotonin receptor activity; histamine receptor activity; G protein-coupled acetylcholine receptor activity. Gene Ontology annotation, biological process: chemical synaptic transmission; adenylate cyclase-inhibiting G protein-coupled acetylcholine receptor signaling pathway; G protein-coupled receptor signaling pathway, coupled to cyclic nucleotide second messenger. The coding region runs from base 1 to 1260 and encodes 419 amino acids. The record is from RefSeq and is a predicted model, not a curated record.